Messenger RNA from Mangifera indica (mango), 542 nucleotides. RefSeq names its product heavy metal-associated isoprenylated plant protein 31-like. The record is from RefSeq and is a predicted model, not a curated record. Gene Ontology annotation, molecular function: metal ion binding. The coding region runs from base 20 to 484 and encodes 154 amino acids. NCBI's taxonomy places the organism in Eukaryota, Viridiplantae, Streptophyta, Magnoliopsida, Sapindales, Anacardiaceae. The transcript is spliced from 2 exons.
UCUCUCUUUAAUUCUUUGCAUGGAAAACUCGCUAAAAGAUCAAUUCUGGAAGUGGGAUUUUAACAAUGUACGUCGUUUUCAGAUGGUGGAGGUCAGAGUUCCAAAUCUGGAUUGUGAAGGCUGUGCUUCUAAGUUGAAGAAAGCCCUCUUCAAGCAAAAAGGAGUUGAAGAAGUAGAGGUAAAAAUGGAGAUGCAAAAUAUUACGCUGAGAGGGUUUGGAUUGGAGGAAAGGAAGGUGCUGAAAGCCAUUAAACGAGCUGGAAAAGCAGUAGCGCCAUGGCCAUUUUCGGGAUACUCUCAUUUUGCUUCCUUUUACAAGUAUCCAAGCUACAUGGUGAACCAUUAUUAUGAUAAACAUGGAACCAGUAAUGACGCACAUACGUUCUUCCACACUCCCUCUGUUUACUCAGUUGCUGUGGCGUCUGAUGAAAUUGUUGUCUCAUUGUUCAGCGAUGACAAUCCUCAUGCCUGCACUAUCAUGUGAUUAGGCAAUGCUAUGUGCAUAAACUUUUGAGUAUACAAUUUGGUAUAUAGCUUAUAUA